Messenger RNA from Rhagoletis zephyria (snowberry fruit fly), 1258 nucleotides. RefSeq names its product protein TIPIN homolog. Gene Ontology annotation, molecular function: DNA binding. Gene Ontology annotation, biological process: replication fork arrest; DNA damage response; DNA replication checkpoint signaling. Gene Ontology annotation, cellular component: replication fork protection complex; nucleus. Lineage: Eukaryota; Metazoa; Arthropoda; Insecta; Diptera; Tephritidae. The record is from RefSeq and is a predicted model, not a curated record.
AGUCGAAUUCGUAUAAGGUGGAAUCAGCCGGUUGUUGUUAUUGGCGCGUUUUGUAAAUUUUGAGGGCUUUUAUUUACAUAUUUCAUGUUUUAUAUAAUUUGAAUUAUUAAUAAAUUAUUGCUAAUAUGUCCUCCAUGUACGGUGGCGAUGUUGUCGACGACAUACUCAGUGGUAAUUUGCAUGAUUUACCCAGCGAUGAAGAGAAUGGGCAUAACGAAAUGGGUAUGGAAGGACUUUUUGGCGCUGAUGGUGAAGUUGCUGGAAACGCUGAAGCUGAGGAAGGUGAACAGCAAGGCGUAAAGGUGGAACCAAAAAAACGCACAGUACGGAAUCCACGUCCUAAAUUAUCACUUGACGUACUGAGCGGCACACGUGGUAUACACACCAUCGAGGACUAUUUCAAGGAUAUACAGUUCAAGGGAAAGGGUCACGAAAAGCGCGAUCUUGACGAGGUGAUGCGGCGUAUGACACAUUGGGCACAUCGUAUGUACCCAAACUACACAUUCGACGAUGUCUUAACGAAUAUAGAGCGUAUUGGCAAGAAAAAGUCGCUACAAGUGCAUAUGUCACGCUAUCGGCUUGGUAUGUUGGACCACUUGAAAGCGACUGGAGAUCAAAUGCAUGAAGAUGAAGAUGAUGCUGCUGCAGAUGCCGAACCAGUAGAUGAACCAUUCGACGAAUUUGAUGCACUGUUGGGUGAACAAAUUGCCAUUUCUAAGCUGGCCCCUCGUACGCCUUCUCAUUACAGCAGCGAAGGGGGUGACGGUGUUAAUGCUACAUUCACCGGCGCCAGCAGCAGUAGUACAUUGGCAACACCUUCAUUUAAUCGAGGUAAUGCGGUUAUGUCCACACCAUACACGCACGGGGGAAAGUUGGGAAAUAAACUAAACGACAGUGAUUUGGCGCGACCACUGCCACCUUCACAGCCUGCAUCGCCCGCACCGGUGCCUAAAUUGACAGCAGAGCAAAUGGCGCGAAUAGCUGAAAAUCGGCGAAUUGCAUUGGAACGUUUGAAAGCGAAAAAGGAGCGAUUGCAACAGCAGCAGGAAAGUGGAGCUGCUGGCGGAACCAUGGCGAUUGCAGAGGAAACAUAACAUAACAUUAGAAUGAUGUUUUUUAAAGGAUGCCUGCUUAUCAUUAGUGAACUAACCUAUAUUGAAGCACUCAAUAAUUUAAGAUAUGCAGGUAGUCUAUUAUACAUACAUAUGUACAUACAUACAGGCUGACCAAUUGAAUUAUACAUUAUGUAUGUAAUAUA